AAUCAUGAAAAAAAAAGUUAUUAUUCUUUAUCAAAUAGGAAAUCUGAUGGUGUGAAAGUGGAAGAUCAUAGGAAGACGACAUCUUUUCAAUCCUGGCUCAAGAUAACUAUUCUAUAAAAUGUGAUCAACUUCAAACAAGCCAAAGUUCAAGCAUCUAUAAUUCAACUAUACAUCAUUUGGACUAGUUUUCUGAAUCAGGAGGAGAUAGUUUAGAUCUUAUUCGAAAUCACUUUAAAAAAAAUAAUACUUAUUUCUGAAUUUAUUGGACAACAAGCAAAUUCGAACAAAAAUAUGCACGCAAUGGGCUUACAUUCCGCCCUGGCGAUCAAGCGCCAGCGGCGACGAAGAGAGGAACAGAGGAAGGCGAGAGAGCGGAGGUUCAGCUCGCAGUCGACCGAGUCCGGCCUGGGCGAGUCGAGAUCGUCUUGCGCAAGCCCGAGGAACAGCAUGGGUAGUCUUGAGCGCAAGAAGCACAGGCACUACCGCUCCGUGCGCCCUGCGCAGAGCGACAAGGUAGUAUCCAGCGUCGGAAUGCUCCACAUCGGCGUCAUCUUCCUAGUUCUUGGACUCUUCCUCAUGGGUUCGGGCUUCAUACCCGACGACUUCGAUAAUUGGCAGAAUAGUUUCACCUGGUUUAACGAGUUGAUUCUCUCUGGUUUGGCUUCUCUCCUCGUCGGAAUCUUUCUUAUCAUCUUGAACAAGGUGAUAAUGAGAAAGGAGGAGAAGGACCUGGCUGAGUACGUGUCGAGACAACUCACCAGAUCGCGCUCUGGUCACCGCCUCGUACGCGACGUCGAGACCGGCAACCUCGUGACCAAGCAGAGCGGCAAGAUCAGGAGUGAGGAGAGGAUGAACAUUCUAGAGUCUGAGAUCAACGGGGAGAUCACUCCCGUCCAUUUCUCCCCCACAUUGAAGUCUCCUCCAGCUCUUUCCGUGUCCACUCCCAGAUCAGAUCUCGAGAGGAUCCUGGAAGAAGAGCUGUCCGACAAAGGAGACGAUAGGUUCCACCGGGAGCACGCCAACAGCUUCACGACGCACCCGCAAGAACUUUCCAAGGAGUUGAUCGCAUCGCGUUAUUACAACAAUCUUGACAUUAACGAGAAGUGAGCUGAAUCGAAUCAGUCAUUAUUGUCCUGCGUUCUUUCGAAUUAUUUAAAUAUAUAUCUGCUGUUUAUUAACUGAGCUGUGAUGAUGGCUAUAUUUGUGAACAGCUUCAGCUAACUUUUAUGCCAUUCCGAUUAUCCUUUAAAUAUUAAUGGUACUUUGCUCUCAACAAAAAGUAAACAAAAAAAAACCAACAACAUUAGGUUUUAAAAAUAUAAAAGAACUUCAUUUUAUUUUGAUCUAUUUAAUUUUUCUAGUAUUAUAACUGAAAAAAGAUGAUUUUUUUUUUUACAUAGUAUUAAAAUAUAAUUAAAUACAAUUUUUUUUUUUUGUAUGCCUUGUUAAGAUUGUUGACGUUUUGGCCAAUGAUAUUUAAUAAAAUAUCAAAAUUAAUAAAUAAAAUAUUUAAAUAGUGUUCAGGGCCAUAAUAGACAACUACAGGAGUCGUUAAAUAAUAUAUAAUAAAUAACAAAAUAACUUUGUUAUUUUGUCCUAACUAAUACUUAAUAAAACAGUUUUUCGAAAUUAACAUACUAUGCACACCUUCCUUUGGUAUAAUAAAAUAUUCGUUUUUAUUUUCAUGAAACCUAAAAACACCAAUAGGACUCGCUAGAGGAUGAAACUCAUCACAUAUUUUAUGAAAUUUUCAUCUUCUAUGUUACUGAUGAAACAUCACAAUUAAGUAAUACACUACUUAAUGACAUAACAUUAUGUGGUAUUAAUAAUUAACUAUAAAAACCAAAGUAAAGAUUUUUGAAAUGUUAACCAUUUUCCAUUUACCAUACAUCAAGAUCUAACUAAAUUAUUUUCCAUGGACAAAAUUUUUUUUUCUACAUAUUUCCAAGUUUCAAACUAACGCACAUCGUUUUUUUGCACAAAUGAAAAAUAUAAUUUUAAGAAAUUAUUCAAUCAUUCUAUUGGUAACAAACAAAAAGCAUGUCUUUUAGGAUUUGAAAAAAAAGUUACUCAUUCUGUAUACAAAUUAGAAACUAUUUUGUUAUCAAUUUUAUUCAAAACAUCCUCCACUGCCAACAAUAAUCUUUAAACAAUGUAGAUAUUAUUUAUUACACUUGAAAGAUCCUCAAAAUUUAUAUAAUUUUGAAGAAUCGAUUUAAUUAUACCAUAAUUAUUUCUUUUGUAUUUUAUGAAAGAAAUAAGUAAACAUAUAACUUACAGAUUUUUGAUAAAAUACAAAAUACCAGCACAAUAUAUUUAAAUAUAUGUUUGCUAGUAUUAUUAUUAUAAGACAAAUAUUGAUAUUGGAAUUUCAUUUAUCAGUAUAUUUAUUAAUUUUGAAAACUUUUUUAUAUUUUAAUUAAAAAUAAAUAUAUAAAAUUUGCUUAUGUUUAAUUAUUUAGUAUUUUUGCUUACAAAUAUUUGAAUAUUACUUAUCUCUAAAAGAUUUUGAAAACAUCUUCCCAAUGUUGCCAUCCAUUUAACAACGCUUUUUACAUAUCAAUUGUACUUAAAACUUAGGUCCCAGAUUAUAACCUCUCAAAAAUAUAAAAAUAAAUUUAAAAAAAAAAUGCAUUACAUUAUAAUCUUAUAGCAUAGUAUUUUUGUCUACUAAGCAAAUUAAAGGAUUAAUGUUGUUGACAAAAUCCUUACAUGAAUUUAAACCGUAAUUUUCGCAAUAUUACUAUAUAUUUAUUGUUUAUAAAAUAGCAUAGAUAAACAUAAAAUUUACAAAAAGUAAAAAAAAAAUGUUUUGUCUUUUUCAAAUAGAAAGCACUCUUCCAUUCUAUGAAUUAUCUAACCAGCAUUCCACUUAAAUACUACUUAUAUCAUUGUCUAUUUCUUAUCAUUAAUAUUUUCAAUUUUCUAUUCAUUUUUUUAUGAAUGUGUAAGAAAGACUGUUUUUUUAUGAUUUAGGGUCCAAUGAUAAAUUAAAAAAAAUAUAUAUAUGAUAAAUUAAUAAAACUGUGUAUUAAGGCAAUAUAAUAGUAAAGUUUUAUCACUUGAAAUCUAAAAACGCACUUUGAAAUUUUAACCUUCUUGAACCUAAAAAAAAUAAAAUAAAUAUUUCAUUUUGUUAAACAAUUGUUAUGAAUAAAUUAUUGAUAAAGUUAUUAUAAAGUUAUCUAUUAAUUAUUAAAAUAAGGAUGUAACACAUAUUUUUAACAAAAUAUUGAUUAGAUCGUCGGUGAAGCUGGAUAAUAGCUAAUUAUAUCAAGUGAUUGUCACAAUUGAUAACAUAAUGUUACACGCAUGACAAGUGUUGACGUUUGAAAUUGAUUUAAUAAAAUAAAUAUUUCCAUUGCCAGACAUUUUAAAUAAAAACUUAUUUUAUUUUUAAAUUUAUACUAUUCUUGAUUAGUCAUUAUUCCGUGACAAACGAUUGGUGUUCUAACAUAAUUAAAUAAUAAUUUUUUAUGACAGCUUACAAAAAUAAUUUAAUUUAAUUAUAGUAUUAAUAUAUAAACAUUUAUAAUUGUAU
Messenger RNA from Nezara viridula (southern green stink bug), 3541 nucleotides. Lineage: Eukaryota; Metazoa; Arthropoda; Insecta; Hemiptera; Pentatomidae. The record is from the annotation of a GenBank genome assembly.